Capra hircus (goat) is the source of this 646-nucleotide messenger RNA. RefSeq names its product TSSK6 activating cochaperone (gene TSACC). The record is from RefSeq and is a predicted model, not a curated record. The transcript has 4 exons. Gene Ontology annotation, cellular component: cytoplasm. Lineage: Eukaryota; Metazoa; Chordata; Mammalia; Artiodactyla; Bovidae. Bases 208 to 585 code for a protein of 125 amino acids. Gene Ontology annotation, molecular function: protein-folding chaperone binding.
AAGACCUGGCCGGUUUGAUGCCGGGUGAAAUGGGAGUUGUAGUCCAAUCCGACCGAGCUGAGCGGUGACUCUCCUUCCCGGCGCGCUGGGAAUUCUGGUUUAUUAUCUCUGACUCGUUGCUCUGCGUGGACUUUCCCUUUCUUAGGCAGAUGCUUUAUUCUGAGGCUGUCAGCGGUACCAGGAGGCACCACACCUGUGGAUGUUCAGAUGGAGCAGCUUCCUAGUCAUCCUACUAACAAAAGAGCCAAAGAGGAGGGUAAUACUGUGCCUCUUUGUCGAGCCAAACCCUCCCCCAGCUUUAUUAAUCUUCAAGCAAAUUCCCCACCAGUCACUUUCCUGAAAAUCCUGCCAACAAAGUUGCCUUCAGGUAUUGACCACAAGCCCAAGGAAUGCCUAGGACUCCUAGAAUGUAUGUAUGCCAAUCUCCAGCUUCAGACCCAGCUUGCCCAACAACAGAUGGCUAUUUUGGAAAAUUUACAAGCAUCCAUGACGCAACUGGCUCCUGGGAAAGAAAGCAAGAACUCUUCUCUCCCAGCCUUAUCUCGCAAUCUAUUGUUAAGUCACCUGCCCCAAUUCAGUAAAUGAAUCGUGGAACAGAGUUAUUGUGUAUGUUUUCCCUUCUCUCCUCCCAGUAAACCAUUGAUGG